This is a messenger RNA of Vicia villosa (hairy vetch), 2162 nucleotides long. Its product is annotated as proline-rich extensin-like protein EPR1. Gene Ontology annotation, cellular component: plasma membrane. Bases 36 to 1925 code for a protein of 629 amino acids. The transcript is spliced from 2 exons. The record is from RefSeq and is a predicted model, not a curated record. Lineage: Eukaryota; Viridiplantae; Streptophyta; Magnoliopsida; Fabales; Fabaceae.
CUCGACCAAAUCAGUAAAAUCACAUACAUCUAACAAUGGCUGUAGUGUUUUGGGCACUGGCUUUAGCAAGCCUGUGCUACCCUCUAGCUACGAUUAAUGCUCAGUCACAUGCAGCUGCACCAUCAAAGUGGCCAACCAUAACCCAAUCUGCACCCUCCACAUUGCCAACCACAACUCCGGCUGCACCUUCGAAAUGGCCGAUUGCAACUUCACCGUCUGUGGCCAAACAACAACCUGUUGUGGCAGCAGCAACUCCUGCUAGUAGUACAAAGAAACCACCUGCAGCUACUUCUCCUACUUGGAACAAACCCCCGACCACGAUCACGGCAGCAGGGCCUUCCAAAUUACCAACCAUAAUAAUACCUGCUGCACCUUACAAGGCACCAGUUCCAAAAGUCACAACUCCAACCUCGCCUUGGAACUCACCGAUUCCCAAAGUCACAACUCCAACCUCACCUUGGAACUCACCGAUCCCCAAAGUCACAACUCCUACCUCGCCUUGGAAGUCACCGAUCCCCAAAGUCACAACUCCAACUUCGCCUUGGAAGUCACCGAUCCCCAAAGUCACAACUCCAACAUCGCCUUGGAAGUCACCGAUCCCCAAAGUCACAACUCCAACCUCGCCUUGGAACUCACCGAUCCCCAAAGUCACGACAACUCCAACAUCUGCUCCUGUGAAGUCACCAGUUCCCAAAGUAACAACAACUCCAACAUCUGCUCCUGUGAAGUCACCAGUUCCCAAAGUUACAUCCCCAACAUCUUCCCCUGUUAAGUUACCAGUCCCAAAAGUUUCAACUCCGACAUCCGCUCCCGUGAAACCAAUAGUUCCAAAAGCUACAACUCCAACAUCCGCUCCCUUGAAACCACCAGUUCCAAAAGCUACAUCACCGACAUCCACUCCCGUAAAAGCACCGAUUCCAAAAACUACGACUCCGGCUUCAGCUCCUGUGAAACCAUUAGUUCCAAAAGCUACGACUCCAACAUCUGCUCCUGUGAAACCAUUAGUUCCAAAAGUUACGACUCCGGCUUCUGCUCCUUUGAAGCCACCAGUCCCAAAAGCUAUCCCACCAACAUCUGCUCCUUUGAAACCACCAGUUCCAAAAGCAAUCACACCAACAUCUGCUCCUUUGAAACCACCAGUUCCAAAAGCUAUCACUCCAACAUCCGCACCUGUGAAACCACUAGUUCCAAAAGUAAAACCUCCAACAUCUGCACCUGUGAAAUCACCAGUUCCACACCCUCCAAAACUCGCUCCUGCAAAACUGCCGGUCCCCAAGGUUACACCAGCAUUAAGUCCCAAAGUCCCAUCUCCUAAAAGUCAUCCACCACCGCACCCACCCAAAAAAGCACCUGUUUCUCUACCACCUGUUUCGCUUUCACCACUGCCAUUGCCACCAGCUUCUUUACCACCAAAGGUAUCCCCAGCACCUGCAAAGGCCCCAAAAGCACCAGCACCAGCCAAAGAAACACCAGCACCAGCACCUGCACAUAAAAAGAAAGCACCAGCACCGGCACCACAUCACAAAAAGAAAGCACCAAUAUCAUCACCUGUUCCUUCCCCAGCAGUUAUCCCACCAUCACCUGCACCAACGCCUGCCAUAGACACGCCAUCAUCAGCACCAGCACCAUCACCUGAAGAUGAUGCGCCAGAACCGCCACCCCACAAGCACAGGAGAAGAAGACACAAGCAUAAGCAUAAGAAACAUCACGCACAUUCUCUAGCUCCAGAACCCACAACUUCAACAAUCAUUAGGAGGAGUCCUCCAGCACCACUAGCUGAUGAUACUACUCCAGUCGAUUCAGACGAGACACCAUCACCAGCACCCAGUCCCAAUGCGAAUGAUGCAGCAUCAUACCAAGGGCAAUGGAGAAAGAUGUUGUCAACUGGUGUACUUGUUACUGCCAUUUUGUUAUGUACCACUUGAGUACCUGCAUCAAAUGCUAAACAUAUCAGGCUCAUAUGACAAAACAUGGAUUCGCGCAAAGCGGUUAUUUGGUUUGCAAAAAUAUAAAACUAUUGCAUAUGUAUGGAAUUGAAUGAUAUUAAUUUUUUUAAUCCUUUUGUUCUUUUAUUGCUUUGUGAUCUUUGCUCAAACAACAUUAAUGAUAUGAGAGAUUUUGAAUUGUCAAGCAAAAUAUGAAUGUCUAAUUUACAAUUUGUG